CGGCCUGGGAGCUCGCGGCAGCCCCGGCCCACUCUCUGGGCCGUGGCACCAGGCCCCCCCCAGGGGUGGGCGCCGGAUCCCGCCGGCCAGUAUCCGGGACGGCGUUCGCACCCGGGUGCCAGCCCGUGGGAAGAUCCGAUUCCGGAGCUGCCAUGAUUGAAGUGGUAGCAGAGCUGAGCAGAGGUCCUGUGUUUCUGGCAGGGGAGACGCUGGAGUGUGUGGUGACCGUCACCAACCCCCUGCCCCCCACGGCCACUUCUGCAUCCAGUGAGGCUCUGGCAUGGGCCAGUGCCCAAAUCCACUGCCAGUUCCAUGCCAGUGAGAGUCGAGUAGCACUGCCUCCCCCUGACUCCAGUCAGCCAGAUGUCCAGCCUGAGAGCCAGACUGUCUUUCUACCACACCGAGGUGAGAGGGGUCAGUGUAUCCUUUCCACUCCACCAAAAAUCCUAUUCUGUGACCUGAGGCUAGACCCUGGAGAGUCGAAGUCAUACUCCUACAGCGAAGUGCUGCCUAUAGAGGGACCACCCUCCUUUCGGGGUCAGUCAGUCAAGUAUGUCUACAAACUGACCAUUGGCUGCCAGCGUGUCAACUCACCCAUCACUUUACUCAGGGUCCCUCUGAGGGUUCUUGUGCUGACUGGCCUUCAAGAUGUCCGCUUUCCCCAGGAGGAGGCAGUUGCCCCAUCCAGUCCAUUCUUGGAAGAGGAUGAAUGUGGCAAGAAGGACUCAUGGCUCGCUGAGCUGGCUGGGGAGCGCCUCAUGGCUGCCACAUCCUGCCGCAGCCUCCAUCUGUACAACAUCAGUGAUGGCCGAGGAAAAGUUGGGACAUUUGGCAUCUUCAAAUCUGUAUACAGACUUGGCGAGGACGUGGUGGGGACCUUAAACUUAGGGGAAGGAACUGUAGCUUGUUUGCAGUUUUCAGUGAGCUUACAGACGGAGGAGCGUGUGCAGCCUGAGUACCAGAGGCGCCGCGGGGCAGGGGGUGCCCCCUCUGUGUCUCAUGUCACUCAUGCCCGGCACCAGGAGUCCUGCCUACAUACAACCAGAACGAGCUUCUCCCUCCCCAUCCCUCUCAGCUCCACACCAGGCUUCUGCACAGCCGUUGUAUCCCUGAAGUGGCGUUUGCAUUUUGAAUUUGUAACAUCCCGAGAACCAGGUUUGGUGCUCCUACCUCCCAUGGAACAGCCCGAGCCUGUCACCUGGACAGGGCCUGAGCAAGUGCCCGUGGACACCUUCAGCUGGGACCUCCCUAUCAAGGGGUGUGUACGCUGGGAUCCCUGCCUGGACCGGAGGGAGGCAUUUCCUGGGGAUUGCUAAUCCUGUGCCCCAGCCAAACCGAGGAGAUGCAGUAGGGUGCGACAGCCAGAGGCUCCAGGAGAGCGAACAGGCACCUGGAGUGGAGAAUGUUUCUCUCAGACCCUAGGGCAGGGUCUCCUUGCAGUAUCCUAGAGAUAUGGCUGCCCCUCAGAGAUUAGGGCUGGGGGGCAGGUGUCUCUUUUUUACAGGCAUCCCAGAGAUUAUCCAUUGUUCAUCACCCCUAAACAUACUGCAAAUAAAGGUUCUCCCCAUGUCUGGGGAUGGUUCUUUCAAAGAAGAACAUCUCUAAAUGCCCUAAUGGUAUGGGUCACUCCAGUUUCACAGAGAUACCGCCCUUAUCUCCUGUACAUUAUGGAAUGAGAAUUCAGGAACUUAUCCUCUGACAUCCUAUUUUGGGUUUCCUGAAGGUUCUGGAGAACCUAAAGAUGGGUGAUUAAGAGUAUAGGUUAUAGAGUCAGACUCUGGAUAUAGAUCCUGAUUCUACUUAAGAGCUGUGUGACAUUGGGCAAGUUAGUUCACCUCUCUAAACCUGUUUCCUUAUCUGUAAAUUGGGAUAGCAAUAUUAACUCAUAGAGUUGUCAAGAGGAUGAAAUGAGAUAAUGCAUGUAAUGCUCCUAGUACUGUCCCUGGCACAUAGCCCUCCGAAAAGAGUGACUACUGUGGCUGGUGCUAGACGUUCCUUUCUUUGAAUGAUGGUGAGCAGCUCUGUGUGCACAGCUGAGAGCUUCUGCUGAGGCUGCUAUCUCCUGGCACAGACUUCUGCCCCUUUCACACUUAAGCUUCUUGUCAUCCCUACCACCUUCAAAACCUGCCUCCAGCAACAUUUUGCUUUUGGUCGGUGUAUGCUUGAAAUUCUAAAUGUUUGCUUUGAGAAACAGUGUUGCUAAUAAGCCUACUUUUCCUAGGUCAGUACCCUCACUUCUACCCUGGGAAGAGGUAUCCUUUUUCCAUCCUUCCAGCUAACUUUAGGACUCCUGCUUUUUCUGGUAAGGAUUCUGAUCCACUUCUUCCCAUCCUCACUCAAGUGAACUCUCAAGUUCUCCUUUCUGACCAGUCUAAUGCUGGCCAUCUCAUUGGUACUAAUUGCCCCAAUCAAGCUGGAUUUCUUUCCCUUUUUCACACUUCAAAGACCCCUGUUCCAGCUAUUCUCCUCCUACCCACAGGGCCAAUCACUUUGGCAUUUAUUCUAUUUUUCCUUGUAAGUCUCUAGUUCCAUUUACCCCAAGACUCCCACUCCCUGCCACCCAGUGGUUCAGAUCCAACUACUUCUGGCUGACUUUUCCAGAGGGAUACCCUUCCUCUCACCUCCUCACCAUUCAGAAACAACUUCGCCAGUCCACCCCAAACUCCCUAUCUGUUUUCUUCCAAGAAGACAGCUUAAGUGGCUGGGGAUGCGGACUGCAGCGCACCUUCCCCCAGUCAGGUCUGAUAUCCGUUCCAUUUCAGAGGAGCACCAAGAGAAGAAAAGAAAACUCACAGAGGAGCAAGGUGCCUGGAUGUAGGCUGGCGUGUGGGAGGCAUGGCCUUGGACUGCUCAGGGCUGGAGCAGGUGGAUUAGAAGGCCUGACUAAUAGAAGGGCCCAGAAGUCUUGUCAGUGGUCAGUAGCUCUGCUGGUGCCUUUGUGGGGCACCAGCUGACACCCUUGAUGUUUGGACCAUAGACUACCUUCUGCUCCUGCAUCCUGGAGCCAAACCAAUAGGGGGCGGACCCUAGGGGGGAGCUAGGGAGCUUGAAGGUGGUGGUGGUGGUCAUGCUGUAGGCAGGAGGGGCCCGAUGGGGAUUGGUGUGUGUGAGGUCAUGGGACAGGAGAGGUGAGAGUUAACCGCCUGUAAUGAAGAUGAGGUAGGCAUAUAGGGGCAGGAGUAGGGGUCUUCUGGAAAGAAAGGCUGGGGCGGAGCCAGGAGCCCUUUCCCAGAAGUUGGGUGGGGGAGAGGGCGGCGGCGGGGAGGUGUUGGUUGAACCUGUUUCUUGCACGCCUGCGGGUGUGCGCGCUCGCGUGUGCAUCUGCCUAGCUUCUUGGGGCCAGAGGCCACGCUUGUGGUUGCCGCGUGUGUUGGGGGCUGGGGGUUCUGUGGUCAGGGCUCAACUCCGCGAUGCCAGUUGGUGGCGGGAGGGGGGGCGCGACGGCUGGCUCUCGGGCCGGGAGGGGGCGGCUGGCGAGCGCUGCCCACGCGGGGACAGAAAAACAUCCGCCGGAGGCUCGGCUGGGCGGCGCUCCAACAGCUCCGGGCAGGUGCGCGCGGGGAGGAAGUGAGCGCAUUCCGACCCCCCAGCCGCUGGCCCUUCGGUGAGUCACCGCUGACCCCCGCCAGAUAGGAUAGGAAGGACUGGCAGCGGCGGCGGGGAGGUCUGGGGGCCGGAGCCCCAAGGGGCAGCUGGGCUGGCGUGGGGAGCCGGGGGAGGGUCGUAGAAGCGCCCGAAAGAGUUGUGGGGAGGGCCCCGAGGGGUCCGGGUCUGGGUUUCGCCCAGGCUCGAAGCACCUGACAGACACCCACCGACCCGCAGAGCUUGUGACUGCCCGGGGAGGCGGGCGAGUCCCCGGGGGAACACUGGAGCUGAGGGAGAGGGGCCCCGGGGCAACACCGAGAGAGUCGGGGAGGAGAGACCCGGAAAGGGCCGGGAGAAGUGCAUGGCUGCGGAGCGACAGCGCGGUUGGCUGGAGUGCUGGAUAGGCCUGGGCCAGCCAGAGCCUUAGAUGUAAGGAGACUUCCACCCAGGCGGGAAGGGGGAAAUGGCCACCCCCCCCCCAGAGAUCAGGUCUGUCCAGAGGCCGGUGCGCUCCGAGAGUGAGAGGUAGGUUAGGGAGUAGCGGGAGUUAGGGCUCUUUGGGUACAGUUGUGGCGAGGUCACUAAAGGCUUUGAAUGCCGAGAUGAGGAAUUCGGAUUGGCCUCGCAGGCAGAAUCGAUGGUCUCUAAGCAGUAGUGAGGAGCUUAAACGCAAGGUUAUCUGUGUCUAGCACUACUGCCGCCUUCAGUCUUUGCCAAAGGAUUAGGCAUUGAUCCUCUAAUUUUUAUAGUCAUUUAAAAUUGCAUGACUACAUUUAUCAAACGAGUUAAGUAAUUUCGUUGAAUUUUUAAAAGAGAAACGUUGAAGAAUCUGAUUCAGUAUUUGAUUUAAAACCCAAAAGUGAGGCUACGAAGAUUAGUUACACGGCAUCGAGUCCUUUCCUUUGUCUUGCUUUUGUGCCAUUUUCCCCUCACUGAUGCGUGGGAGUUCUUGUGUUGUUAAUGCUUCACUUCUAUGUCAGUAGCAUAGCAGUUCUAGUUUUCCUCUCCCUCAUCUUACGGUCUUUACUUUUAACGUUAACUUUUGUCUGUGCAGCCCUUUAACUUGCACUAUGUAUCCUAAAUCCAGUAAAACAUUUCAUUGGGCUAUAUAGUAUAGUAAGAUAAGUAACCCAGCUUUACCAUAUAUGUUAGGUUACUUAUUAUCGUCUGUGGACAUGUAUGUAACUAUAAAGUUUCUAUAUUUACCCUGUGGCUGAUAGAGAGAUACAGCUAAAGUUGUUAUUCAGGAUAGUAUUUCUAUAAACAGAGCAAUUUAUUAGUCUUAUUUAUGUUCUAAAAUCAACUCUACAGUGUCAGAAACUGACAUUAAUUCUAUCAUGAUCUUUUAAAUUGAUGUUAUCUUGGGCCAAAGGCAAUUGCAAAGAUUAGGAUUGUUAUAAUUUAUUUUCAAGAUCCUUAAAUUCCAGUUGCCUUUGGCCCCAAGCAAGAAAAUCUGGGUCAGUUAAUUUUUUAGAAAGAAUAUAGUCUCCCACUCUGGGCCCUGUUGUUUUCUCCUGUGCUGUUUCAGCCCCAGCCCUACCUUAUUCCUAGUGGCCUUUGCCUUCAUUCCUUCUUUGCUCUGCUGGGCAUCUUUAGAGGAAAACUUCACACCAAUUUCCUCUACCAUAAAUUCUCUCCCUCCCUUCAACUCUACACUUCUCUUUGCCAACAUACACCACUGCUUCUUCAUUGAUCUUGUUUCUUUUAAGCCUACAGCCCUUUCUGGCUCUUUUCCAUCUUAAACUCUCUUAUGUUGAAAUCUCUUUUUCUUCCUUUCUCUUUGGUAAGACCUCGGAUUUUUAAAAGGUUAGGCUUUAUUUAUUCUGCAUGAUCCACUUCUGUCUUCCUUCCUCUUCUAUCACUUUUUUCUUAUUCUGGACUCUUUGUACACUCUAUUAUGCUUUCUGUCAGCAAGGCUUCAACCUUCUCCUUGUGAUUAAACAUUCUUCCUCUAUAUACAGCACAAGAUGCUUAUGCUUCCAUUCUGUUUCCUACAAGAAAAAAAAGUCAUCAAAUUCACAUCUACUUCAGUCUCGUCUUCCAACAUUUUGCAUCCAGAGUCAUGACGUGGCUAUUAUUGUAAAGUCCAUUGAGUGACCACUUAAGCUUGGUGUCGUGCUAGGCACUGUAAUAGUGCAUUUCAUAAUCCUGGUGCCAGAUUCCUAAAUGCUUACCAAUAAUGGAUGUUAUCACAUGUGUGUGCAUGAAUGUUCUCACAUAUGUAUACACACCAAAGUACACAGAUAAUAGAACCAUAAGUCAGUAAAUGACUAGGAAUAUGUAUAUUCAGUAUAUUACAUUAUAAUCAAGCCAAAUACAUUUUGGGGUGGAAGAUGAGGAUGAGUAAAUUCAUAGCUAGGAUAGGAGGUUAAGAGACAGUAUCCUUUGGCAUUCUGUAUUCAGACGAGAAGGAGAGGAGAGAGCCUUGCCUGUGGAGAUCAAGAGACUGUUUGAAGGUGGCUGAGUUUCAGGAGUUGAGAGAGAUGACUUGUAAGGCUGUGGUGAAUGGCAGGAGGAUGGGAUGAAGGGGGCAGAGUCCCAAGAACAGACAGUUGCUGUACCCAAACAGCUCAUAUUCUCUCUGGCUAGAGAAUAUAAAAGAUUCUUGGGUUGUGGUACUGGUUUCAACUAUAGUCAAGUUUCUCUUGAUAACCUGUAUUGAAGUUUUCCGGCCUUGUCUCUGCACCAUUAGAACCAUUUUUACCAAUUUUUUCUUUUUAAUUUUUUUCUGCUUAUAAAUCGGUACAUAAAUGAUAGCCCCACCACUAAUAAUUAACCCCCAGCUAACCAUCAGUAAUUUUGACUAAGUUAUUUAUCUACUUAUAUGCUUUGAUUUUGCCUGCCUGCCCCACAGUCUACUUGUAGUAGUAGUGACUUUUAAAAUGCCGUUUAUGACUCUCACUUUUAUCUCAUUUGUAAAUUGCUCUUUUCUUAAAAUUGUAGACUCAAAACUAGAUACUGAGAAGGCAUCUAGUUCUUUGUUAUCUCUGAAAUAUGACCAAGGAGGUCUUUGCUUAACUGUCUCUACUGAAUGCAAUGGGUUACUGCCACCUGUGGUGAAGGUGGCCCAUUUUAUUGUCAUCUAGCUUUAGGUACUAGAGGUUGUUCAGCUAAACCUGCCUUGCUAUAGCAUCUCAUUUUUUCCCCGUAGUUCUGCUCCUUGAAACAUAUGGGAAAAGUCUACUUGUUUUUCAAUGUGGCAGCUCUUUAAAGAUUUGAAAGGGUUUGUAUUUUGUUAGCUAUUUAUCUAAGCUUUUUUCUUUACUCCAACACUGUUCAAUAGAACUUACUAUGAUGAUGGAAAUGUUCUCUACCUGUCCUGUCUCAACAGCCGCUAGCCGCAUGUGGCUGUUGAGCACUUGAAGUGUGGCUAGCGCGACUGAGGAAUGGAAUUUUAAAUUUUAGUUAACUUAAAUUUAAAUAGCUGGAGGAGGUGAGCGAGUCUUGUGUUAGCAGAGCUGUAAACUCCGGGAGUUAGUACACUGUCACAUGGCUGUCUUUUGGCUGCUCCAGAAAUCUUAUGGUCACCUCAGACCUGGUAAAAACAUAUGUAACUGGGCUCUUGAUCUGUCUGGAGGCCAGUCUUACAUGUUGUCACAACUAGAAAAAAAACACAAAUCCAACCCUCAAAGCCCUGAUGAGUAAUGUCAGUUUUUGUUGGAAGUUUCUUAGAAGGUGUAGAAGAUGAAGGCUAUAUCUCAUCUCCCAUAUCUCAAAAGCAACACUUAAAAAAAAAUCCCUCAUUUAAUCUCUCUCCCUGAGAGUCCCUAAAGUCCCUCUCCCUUCUCUUCCCUUCCUUCUCAGAAACGUCUUUCCCCCUCUUCCUUGAGCCUUCCUCGUCCAUGCUCUUUGAGCACACCUCUGCCCCCUGCUCCUUGGAGAAGGGUUCUUGGGUGUGCUCCUCGUCCUCCAGCUCCCCUUAGGGAGAGGUAAUUCUUAUGCCCUAGGCUUGACCUUCCUGUGGCAUAACUGCUGCAUUACCCGCAUUUUUUCCCUGCAAGUCUUCCUGGUGCUUCAGCUUUGCUUCCGCUCUUGACCCCACGAUGCCAACACAAAUAGGGAGGCCUCAGGUUACUAGGACGACCAGGGCACAGGAAACCGUAGAGGCUCAGCACUCCCACAGGCAUCACAGACUGGCUGUGCCAGCUCGCUUUCUCCUUAGGGACUCAGUCACACUUCCUAAUCCCCAUCCCUAAAUUACCCAGACUGGAGGAUACCCAGGCCUAAGCCACAGACCCCUGAUUUUGCAGACCUGGUGGUGGAAUGUGGAGUGGGUGGGAUGAGGAAUGGUGAACGAAGCUUUCUUACUAACACUGAUAUUCCAAGUCACCUUGGUGAUAAUUAACUUUUGUACCAGUGAGAAUUCCAUUCCCCUGAGAGCUGAUGAGAGUAUAAGCUUUAUUUAUGUUAUUUAUACUUGCUACAUUGCACCUUGAGUCUUGGAUCUUUUUGGAUCCCUGAGUAGAUGUUUUCACAAUUUGCUUUGGGUUAAAAGAUUUAGCAAUCUACUUCUGAUACACUGGUACCAGUUAAUGUUUAGUAAGAAAAUAAUGGUUACCAGAUAAUGAAUUUAGGUUCUAUUUACACUUUAUUAUAAAGCUAGUCAUUUGUUUCAAGGAAGACCAUCUGAUUUGAUUAAGUCUUUAAAGCUGUGAAUAAGUGCAGAUCUACUUGUACUUAGAUGCUCAGAGAAUGUUGAAUUGAUCCAAAACUGGAGCAGGCCACUUCUGUGGAACAUUCCUGGUAGGCCAGAGCAAGAGAGAAUAAGGGGGGAUAAGGUAGACUUGAGAGCUCUCCUCAAACAAUUGCAGGACUGUCUUGUGGAAGAGGGGUUAGAUUUACUUGGUUUAGCUUCACAAGGUGGAAUAAGGACCUUUAUUUCAGAUGGCAGUAAUGGCGGACAAAUUUUGACUUAAUAAGGAAGAACAGUUGAAUAGUUAGAGGACCUCAAAUUGGAAUGAGCUGAAUUGUUAGGCAAUGAAUUAUUUGUGACUGUAUUGUUUAUAUAGAGGUCAGAUUACCAUUUGCAGAAGCAUUGGAUGAGAUUUUGGACAUUUAAUUGGAUUUGACCUGUAAAGAGAAACAGGCAGAUUUAUCAGAAGUCAAUUCACCUUUUCUAAUAUGAUUCUGUGGCACCUAUUGUGGUCAGUACGAUUUUCCGAGACACUUCUGCCAAGUUUACCCACGUGAGUCAUUAGAUUUGGUAGUAGAGUGUUUAGAGACUUCUCUAAUGCUGUGCACUAGUCUUCCGUUGAUUCCUCAGGAAUGCCUCCGAGGUGGCUGAGAGGUGAAUGAAGGAGAGCUGGGGCUCUGAGCCCUUUACCUGUGCAGGGAGCGGGGGUUCUGCUGGAAAAAAACCCCAACACUUAAAGGCCCUGAUAUUCCAGUUUCUUCAUCUAUUGACAGGGGAAAAGAUAUGGAGCAGGGACGUGUCUUACCAAAUGUCACACAGCUAAUAAAUUUCAAAGCGGCAAUUCAAAUCUAACUCUUCUAAUUCCAAUCAUUUGUUUCUUCCACUCUACUAGUCUACCUUAUAAUUCAGGAAAAGUUUCUCUCCAUUUUUCUGACCACCGCAGUAAUCCAGAAUUUUAUUUCUUCAGAUCUACUCUUCUCUGUUAGCCACUGAACUAGUCUCCCUGCUGUCCAAUCUCUACUUCUUGUCUAUAUUAUCUUCACUGUCGCCAAGUUACUCUUCAUGAAACAUUGUCUUCAUCAUGAGAUUUCCCUGCUCAAGAACCUUUAUGUUGCCUGUGAGAACUUUACAGCCUGGCACAUAGUUAGCAUUCCUUAGGAUCCUUGUUCAGCCAGCCGAACUUGAGCCCGUUCUCUUAUGGGCUGUGUAAUAGUGAGAUUAAUCAAGUCCCACCCUACUGCUAGACUCCAACUUUGGUAGAAUUUUUAUGUACAUUUUUAAUCAGGGAUGAUGAUAAGAUACAAAAGAAAUAGAAGAUCACAGCUAAUAAAAAGCAAGUUGUAUAACAAUACGUAUAAUAUAAUCCAAUUUAUAUGACACAUGCAUUUUUUAGAAACAAAAAUGAGAUAUAUAGAAACUGGAAAAAAACACACCAAACUGGUGACAGACAUUAACUCUGAUGAGGGGGAUUAAGAAAAGUUGGGAAGUAGGGGAGGAAGGUGGGAACUUAAAAUAUGUAUUUCUCCACUGAGGAAAGCCUCACAGAGUGGAAGGGAAACCUAAGGGACCAUGGCUUGGAACUGACAAGAGAAAGAACUGCUUAGUUGUCUUGCCUGGCUCCACUGCAAGCCAUUUCUUUGCCUCUUGCAUCACUCUGAAAGAAAUAAAAGUCGCAUGAGAUGAUUUGAUUGGUCAAGCUUAAGUCAUGGCCCAUCUGUGGCCCUAUCAAGAUAUAGAGAGAAAGGAUCUGGGGGAAGGACCUCCUAGGGAAGCUCCUUGGUUUCUGUCGAGGGAGGGCAAACAUUUGAUUUUACUCUCCCAAAAAGGCUGUUCACAGAGCUGGAGAGUCAGUAGCCUGAAAGGACAUCAGAGUAGUCUUAGGAUGCUGGGGGCUAGAAAUGACAAAUGUCCACUGACUUCAUCACCCCUCCCCCACCUAUCUGCAUCUGGAUCCUAGGCCUGCCUUUUCUUUUGGCUCAACCAAGCCCUCUGGUGUGGUUUGCCUUUCUGUUAGUUUUUUUUUUAAGAUGGAAGCGUUUACUUCUCAAUUAUGUAUUGAAGAUUUUUUGGCCACGCCGCACAGCAUGUGGGAUCUUAGUUCCCCGACCAGUGAUCGAACCCAUGCCCCCCGCUGUGGAAGUCUUAACUUCUGGACUGCUAGGGAAGUCCCUCUGGUGUGGUUUUAACCUUUACUAGAGAAUGAGGGGCAGUGAGUUAAGGGGAUGGGGCAGAGGAGAAGGGUAAGGUAGGGCAGGUAGAGAGGGCAGUUAGCAGGUUUUACUUUGCUUUCUCCCCUUCCUAUGCUUGCACAGAAAGCCUUUUCAGUGACUGACAGUUGAAAAAAUGAUUAUAAUAAACAUUUGUGAGUCCAGUUACAAAUAAAAACCUUAUCCCUCUGGCUGUUCUAACAGCCUGCUCCUCUGAUGGAGGAGCCAUUCUUCCCCUGUGGCAUGUAGACUGUGGCCAGGGAGGCAUUUCUGUCCCUCUCCCACGUAUGUGUCCCUGCCAGCACACACACCAGAUGACUGUCUGCCGUAUUUGGAAGGUCCAGACCCCAAUCAGAGUUAUGUGCCAAAAGUAUUUUGUUUUCUCACAGGGGGGAUUCUUCACUUUUGAAGCAUUAACCUUCUGAUAAAAAAUACCUUUCUUCACCUCUUAAUAUAGCUUAGGCCUGACUUUUUGAAAAUUAGCUUGAGUUAAUCACAAGAGGGUGUGCAAAUUUACUCUCUAACUUCUGUGAACUGGAAAGCAAAUUCCCUGACCGAACUCUGUUUCUGCUGGUUAGAGAAUCCAUUCCUCUGGUAUGUUUCAGAAGGCUGAUGGACCAGGGAUAAUCUUAUACCACAAUGGACUGAUUAACCUCUGUAAAGACUUAUUGGCCAGCUACCAUUAAUAACAAAAAAAGACUUAAAUAGCUCCUUAACUGUUGCAGAAUAAUUAUUUUUUCAACUUUAUUGAAAUAACAAGAUGAU
Molecule: messenger RNA, 11190 nt
Organism: Delphinapterus leucas (beluga whale)
Lineage: Eukaryota; Metazoa; Chordata; Mammalia; Artiodactyla; Monodontidae
Gene: RGP1
Product: RGP1 partner of RAB6A GEF complex
Source: RefSeq, a predicted model, not a curated record